AUGGCUCCCACUCUUGUUCUUGUCCGCCACGCCGAGGCACUGCACAACCAGACGAAUGACCCUAGCAUCCCAGAUCCCGAGCUCUCGUCGCUUGGUAUUGAGCAAUGCGCAGCUCUACGCGAUAGUCUGAAGGAAAGGUUCCCGAAGACCGCGGAUGUUGGUCUGAUCGUAGUCAGUCCUAUGCGACGAACUCUGCAGACAGCUUCAAUAGCGCUGGAUUGGCUGAUAUCCGAAGGCGUGAAAGUCGAAGUCGAUGCAGACUGGCAGGAAAUCUACGACAAGCCGUGCGACACUGGAAGUCCACUUUCCGAUCUUGAGGCGGAGUUUCCGGCCUUUGAUUUCUCAGUCGUCGACCCAGUCUACCCGAAUAAGAGCUCGCCCGAGGGCGGACGAUAUGCUCAUAACAGGUCAGCCGUUCUAGCACGCGCACAGGCCGCUCUGGGCAAACUCUAUGGUCGGCCGGAGAGGCUGAUCAUCGUGGUUUCGCAUUCGAGUUUCAUGCGGCUAGCGGUCAGCGGCACCUAUUAUACGAAUGCCGACUAUCGCAUCUUUGACUUCAGCGAGCGCAAGAGCAAUGACGAACCAUACAGCUUGACAGAGUGGGAGUCGACAAGAUCAAAUGGUGGUGGCAUGGGUCUCAGCCCGAAGGGUCAAGUAGAGCUUGGAUCAGGGAAUCUGCCACCCGAUGCCGGUUCAGCAAGGUUGGAGAGCUAG
Cladophialophora carrionii CBS 160.54 is the source of this 714-nucleotide messenger RNA. RefSeq lists its product as uncharacterized. The transcript has a single exon. Gene Ontology annotation, molecular function: phosphatase activity. The coding region runs from base 1 to 714 and encodes 237 amino acids. Gene Ontology annotation, cellular component: cytoplasm. The record is from RefSeq and is a predicted model, not a curated record. NCBI's taxonomy places the organism in Eukaryota, Fungi, Ascomycota, Eurotiomycetes, Chaetothyriales, Herpotrichiellaceae.